Messenger RNA from Racocetra fulgida, 201 nucleotides. The record is from the annotation of a GenBank genome assembly. NCBI's taxonomy places the organism in Eukaryota, Fungi, Glomeromycota, Glomeromycetes, Diversisporales, Gigasporaceae.
AAGCAGGAGAGCAGGGUCUACAGAUCGAAGCACUACAGGUGACUAGCACUAUUGCUCCAAUCAUAAGCAAAGAAUCAGAAGAUACUGGAGAUGAAGCUCCGAUUUUCAAGCCCGGUAAUGAGGUUACGAUCUUUCAAUCCAGAAUCAUUACCUCUGGUAAUAUUCCUAAAGCUCUGAUUGAUUCGGAUAGUGAGAAUAUGG